AUGGCCGCAGCGUACAGCAGCGGGAAUGGCGCCGCUUCACCGCGCUCCUUCGCGAUCCAACAUCAACGACCGCGAGACAGCUACAUGGGAUGCUCUAGGAUAUCAGACUACGAGCUGUUGGGCAAGCUCGGCGAGGGUACCUUUGGCGAGGUUCACAAAGCGAAGUCCAAGAAAGUUGGAAAUCUUGUCGCGCUCAAGAAGAUCAUUAUGUACAAUGAGAAAGACGGAUUUCCCAUCACGGCGCUUCGCGAGAUCAAGCUACUCAAGAUGCUGGAUCACCGGAACGUACUACGCUUAGAGGACAUGGCGGUGGAACAUCAUUCCAAGAGCACUGACAAGAGAAAGCGGCCCAUUAUGUACAUGGUGACCCCAUACAUGGACCACGAUUUGUCUGGAUUACUUGACAAUCCCUCUAUUCAGCUCACUGUGCCCAUCAUCAAGUGCUAUCUCUAUCAAUUGCUCGAAGGCCUACGGUACCUGCACGAUACCAAGAUCUUGCAUCGGGAUAUGAAGGCUGCCAACUUGCUCAUCAACAACAAGGGCAUUCUGCAGAUUGGUGAUUUCGGUCUGGCGAGGACCUACGAUGGACCUAUACCCAGAGCUGGUGGAGGGGGUGGCGAAGGUAAGCGAGACUACACAGCUCUGGUCGUCACAAGGUGGUAUCGGCCCCCAGAGCUGCUGCUACAAUUGCGCAAGUAUACUAGUGCAAUAGACAUGUGGGGUGUCGGCUGUGUCUUUGGGGAGAUGCUGAUUGGAAAGCCAAUCCUGUCUGGCGAUAGUGAUACGCACCAACUUGAGCUCAUCUUCGACCUAGUCGGAUCACCAACUGAACAGACAAUGCCAGGGUGGAAAAAGCUCCCUGGCGGCGAAUCACUCACUCCUCGAUCAAGACCUGGAAAUCUUCAGCAACGCUUCCGAGAACACGGUCCAGUGGCUAUAUUGUUGUUGAAGGAGCUUCUGAAGCUAGAUUGGCGGGCUCGCAUCAACGCAAUCGACGCACUCGAGCAUCCUUAUUUCAAUACAGCCCCGUACCCAGCAAAGCCUGGAGAUAUCCCGACAUUCGAAGCCAGCCACGAGCUUGACCGCAGGAAGUUUCAUGAUCGCAAGGCUGCGCUGCCACCUGCACCAAAGGGCGUCCCUGUUGGUGUUGGCGCUUUCGAGCAAGGGUUUAACAGUGGCGAAGGAUACGGACCGCGAAAUGGUGGAAGGCACCUAAAUCAGCAUGGCGGCCACCGCAAUGGUGAUGACAACCGAAGACCUGCAUGGGUCGCCAGAGAUCGACCUCACGAUCACAGGCUACCGCCCCGACCACCCCCGCCUGAGAACGGGUUCGACAACGCCAUUGAUUAUCACGAGUACAGAGAUCGCCCACCCCGAAACCGUGGAGGAGAUCGUGGCGACCGCGGAGAUCGUGUUAGCGUGGGUGCCAGACCGGAUAUUGAUACCUAUAUUCCGAGUUAUCGAGGCGGAAGGGAUGAGAGACCACCGAGAGACGACCGACUUCCACGUAGACGUGACGACCGGGAUGAUCGGCGCCAUGACUACGACCGUGUUGAUCGUGUGAGAGACUACGACGACCGUAGUCGUGCGAGCGGGACGCGAAGUCGAAGCAGGUCGCCAAUUCGAGACCAUGAACGAGAUCGAGACAAUUAUCGCAGAUAG
Pseudomassariella vexata is the source of this 1662-nucleotide messenger RNA. RefSeq names its product kinase-like domain-containing protein. The coding region runs from base 1 to 1662 and encodes 553 amino acids. Gene Ontology annotation, biological process: protein phosphorylation. NCBI's taxonomy places the organism in Eukaryota, Fungi, Ascomycota, Sordariomycetes, Amphisphaeriales, Pseudomassariaceae. The record is from RefSeq and is a predicted model, not a curated record. Gene Ontology annotation, molecular function: cyclin-dependent protein serine/threonine kinase activity; ATP binding. The transcript is spliced from 5 exons. Gene Ontology annotation, cellular component: nucleus.